Molecule: messenger RNA, 897 nt
Organism: Penicillium odoratum
Lineage: Eukaryota; Fungi; Ascomycota; Eurotiomycetes; Eurotiales; Aspergillaceae
Product: RTA1 domain-containing protein
Exons: 5
Coding region: 1-897 (298 amino acids)
Cellular component (GO): membrane
Source: RefSeq, a predicted model, not a curated record
AUGACACUGGAAUCACGCGCGCAUGAGACCAGGGUCUCAUACUACCGCUAUGAUCCUUCGCUAGCAGUGGCGAUUGUUGCCGCCGUCCUUUACAGCAUUGCGUUUAUCUUGACAUUUAUACAAUGGAUCCGGUAUAAGGCAUGGAUAUGGGUUAUUAUGGUACUGGCAGCAGCAAUGGAAGCGGUUGGCUACAUUGGCCGAUGUAUUUCCACCCAAAAUGUGACAUCAAGACCGGUUUACGUCCUCCAAUUUGCCCUUAUUGUCCUCGCACCGGUCCUCAUGGCCGCCUGCUGCUAUAUACUGUUUAGUCGGAUCCUCUUCCUAGUCGUUCCCCAUGACGCUCGUACAUUUCAGCUUUGCUGGGUACCUCCUCGGUUCAUUACGCCGAUUUUUGUUGGAUUUGAUAUUGUGGCUCUUCUCCUCCAACUGAGCGGAGCCGUGAUGAUUUCCUCAGUCAGUGUUACAGAUGCAGCUGCGGCUCAUAAGAUCUUCAAGGGAAAGGCUAUUGCCCAGGCGGGUGUUAUUAUUCAAUUGGUGGCAUUCGGACUCUUUUCUGUCGCGGCUGUGCGCUUUAACUUUACCUCGAAGAGAUUCACUGAUGAGCUGGCUGGGCGAUAUGAGGUUCUUGAUGAGAAGACUUAUUCUAUUGAUGGAAUCGUGAAGAAUAGACAUUGGCCUGCUCUGUUACGGGUUGUCAACUUAACCACUUUGCUGAUUCUGGUCCGUUCUAUUUAUCGUCUCGUGGAGUUCUCUUCAGGUUCCACCGGCUAUAUCAACGCACAUGAAUGGACAGCGCUUCUGAGUUUGAAGGUCCGCAUUUCUCGCUGGACGAAAGAUCAACUGGAGUAUUUUGAAGCGCCCAUCGAAUCGAAUCUGCAACCAAUUGAGGCUCCGUGA